AUGGACUUCUUCUUCAACUGUAGCUCAUGUAAUACAAAUUACAACUUCCAAGAAUCAUAUUGUAAAUAUUGUUUAACAAAGAUAACAACAGAUCAAACCAGAGUAUUUGAACUUAUUGAGAAUGUUAUAGAGAAACGUGCUGUAAAUACGGCAAUGAAGAGAUUGAUUGAGGAUCACUUGGAAUCACAUAGAAAGGAUAUUGAAAGGGAGACCAAGAUGUCUUAUAUUAUUGGUCGUCGCGCUCAAUUAUCACAACUCAAACAAAAGAAUGAUACGAUGAAACAAGAGAUAGAGGCCGACCACGAGAUGAUCGAAGCAAAGAAACGAUAUCUAAGUUCAAGACGUAAUCUACUCAAAAAGAAUAAGGCUACAUAUGACAACUCGGACAAGUCAGAGUGUACCCUACUGCCUGAGCGCAUUGAACGUAUACGAUUGGAUCUCAAUGACAACAGAAUGAAGCUUACUCUGCGACGACGACAGGUAAUCGACCAGAUCACCAACCAGAUACUUCCAAUCAUGCAGUCACCAGUUGAACCAGACAACGUGAUCAUUGUAAAUAUUGUAAUUAACGAUAAGAAACUACAGAAAUACCCAAAGGACAUUGUAUCAGCUACACUUGGCUAUAUUGUCAAGCUUACCGACAUGAUAGCGACAGUCCUCUCCAUUCCCCUGCCUCACAAGAUGCGAUUCAUUGGCUCAAAGUCGACCAUACAACAGAAUCAAAGGAAACAACAAUACCCUUUGUACUUUAACAACAAGACCAAGACUAGAGAUUAUCAAAAGUCAUUGUUCCUGCUUGGAGAGAAUAUAUCAUACUUGCGCUUCCAACAGGGCAUUCUGACACCUGCCGACACACAUUUGCACUUCCUUCACAACUUGGUCGAACUGUUGGCCUCACCGAAUCUUGGCUCAUCGGGUCCAUUCACUUAUCAACGACUGGCCUCUGGACAAUCACCGGCGACCAGCACUCAGUACACCACGUUGGACGAAGGUGAAUCCAAGGAGGAAUGGGAGUUCAUAGACUUCUUUGCACCAACACCAGAUCAGCCAGAGGAAGUUGUAGAACAACUUGAAAGGAUAUUA
This is a messenger RNA of Acytostelium subglobosum LB1, 1083 nucleotides long. RefSeq lists its product as hypothetical. Gene Ontology annotation, biological process: SNARE complex assembly. NCBI's taxonomy places the organism in Eukaryota, Evosea, Eumycetozoa, Acytosteliales, Acytosteliaceae. Gene Ontology annotation, molecular function: SNARE binding. The annotation marks the transcript as partial. The record is from RefSeq and is a predicted model, not a curated record. Gene Ontology annotation, cellular component: endosome; lytic vacuole. The transcript is spliced from 4 exons.